GGAGGAAGAGGUAGAGCCAGUCCACGGAGAAACAGGGACCCUCCGCCAGAAAACGCAGGCGAGCCGCAGAAAUAAAUGCGCGUCCGGGUGGAACGGCGUUUUUUUCCAGAUGCUCCUGCUACUCUCGAUCCGCGUUAGCCAUUGAGAUAAUUGUUUCAGUCUUUUUUAGUGUUUCCAACGCAUCCUGCUUGCGUAGUCAAGGAGAGAGGACCCAAGGAAACUCUUUGAUGUUUGGAUUCAACGCGUAAAAGUAAAUUAGAAGUAGACCAGAUCUUAAUAAGCCGAUGUUUCUUUUUUUUCCUCCCCAAAUUUUUCUUUUGAUUUUGAUUUAAUCAUGUGUGGAGCAGCCUUCUAAAUCCAGCUUGGUAUGGUUUCUAAAGCUGGAAGCUGAAUCGUUGCGCGCCAGCAUCAAUAUUUGAUUUUUUUAAAACUGAAUUGCUGUUUUUUUUCUUUCUUUUUUCCUGUGCUGAUUGAAACAAAAAAUAAUAACCGCUUCUGAUAUCAUGUUACUGGAUGCUGGUCACCAGUUCGCCGGACUGGGAGUGGGCUCUUUUGCCAGGCAUCACUCUGCAAGCGAGAUGCAGGACAGAGACUUGAGUUUGGCACAGAAUAGCUUUGUAGACUCCGCACACAUGGGUGCGUUUAAGCUCAACCAUGAUCUCUCCCCGGGACAGAGCUCUGCCUUCACCUCUCAGGCGCCGGGGUACCCCGCCGCGGCUUUAGGGGCUCACGCUGCCCAUGUCACGUCGUACGCAAGCUCUCCUUUCAACUCCACCAGGGACUUUCUCUUUCGUAGCCGCGGCUUCGGAGAAUCCUCUCCGGCCAGCAGCCAACACACUAUUUUUGGCCCCACGGCGGGAUCCCUCCAUCACUCCCACACAGACACCCAAGGCCACAUUCUCUUUCCCGGGAUCCACGACCAACAUGGCUCCCACGCAUCCCCGAACGUCCUGAAUGGGCAGAUGAGGCUCGGACUACCCGGAGAAGUUUUCGGACGCUCCGAGCAGUACCACCAGGUCUCCAGUCCGAGGACCGACCCCUACUCCGCAGCGCAGCUCCACAACCAGUACGGCUCCAUGAAUAUGAACAUGGGGAUGAACAUGGCAGCCCACCACCACCCCGGUGCCUUUUUCCGGUACAUGAGGCAGCAGUGCAUCAAGCAGGAGCUCAUCUGCAAAUGGAUCGACCCCGAUCAGCUCAGCAACCCCAAGAAGUGCUGCAAUAAAACUUUUAGCACCAUGCACGAGCUGGUUACGCACGUCUCUGUGGAGCACGUCGGUGGACCGGAGCAGACCAACCACGUCUGCUUCUGGGAGGACUGCUCCCGGGAGAGCAAGCCGUUCAAGGCAAAAUACAAACUGGUAAACCACAUUCGGGUGCACACCGGGGAGAAGCCGUUCCCAUGCCCCUUCCCCGGCUGCGGAAAGGUCUUCGCGCGGUCGGAAAACUUAAAGAUCCACAAGAGGACGCACACAGGAGAAAAACCCUUCCAGUGUGAGUUUGAAGGCUGCGACAGAAGGUUUGCAAACAGCAGCGACCGGAAAAAACACAUGCAUGUUCACACAUCGGACAAGCCAUAUCUCUGCAAAAUGUGCGACAAGUCCUAUACACAUCCCAGCUCUCUACGGAAACACAUGAAGGUCCACGAAUCAUCUCCAUCAGCAUCAGACUCAUCACCAGCAGCCAGCUCUGGCUAUGAAUCCUCCACGCCUCCGGGCCUAGUGUCUCCCACCACAGAGACCCAAAGCAACACCACCCUGUCCCCAGCCUCAGCUGUGCACAACACCACCAGCCACAGUGGCCUGUCCUCCAAUUUCAGUGAAUGGUAUGUGUAGGACUAACCUGAAACGAAGCAACACGCUCUUUUCACAGCACUGGGCCACGUUUUUCUGCAGGAGACAGGGACACUGUGCUCACAGGAGGCACAUUUAUUUUUUAUUCUGUUGUUUCACCAGGAAAAAUGAUGAUUGCCAACAAGGGAUAUUUCAUAAUGUACAUAUUUACUAAAAAAAAUCCCCACUCUGUUGUAAUAGUUUGUCAGUCUUUGUUGUAUAGGUGUUCCUUCAAUGGUAGCUAUCUCUAACUGGACUCUUAGUGCACAUAUUGCCAUGAAAUUGUACUAUAUUGUUGAAUAUUGUGAUCCCAAGGCAAACUGAUUGUAUCAUACUUUAACAUCUAUAAACUGGAAAGAGUGCCAAAGUUAACAUUUAACUCAAAAAGACCACAAUAAUAUGCUUGUGAAUGUACAUUUUAGUUUAACUUGUGAUGUUUUUGUGCUUUGCGAGUUUGAAUUGUGAAAAAACUUAUCUUGGAAGAUUGUGAGGACAAAUAAACGUUGUGCUGGUUGAUUUUUUUUCUUUUCUUCCUGUAACUACACCCCUCCUUUUGUAAAUAUUAGCUGCCAUAUUUAUCCAUUUGUAAUUAAAUUAUGGUAUUUACUUGCUACAGAUGAAACAGUAUUUAUAAAGAAUGUUUCUUUACUAUAAAUAUGUACAAUGACGAGCUAAACAAGGGCAGUUGUUUCGUUUUGUGCUUUUGUUCAAAGUUUUAAAAUGUGUUUCCUCUCUCAUUGUAAGAAGAAUUUUACUGCAUACAAAUAUAAUAAAAAGGUGUUGCAAGUGAUCGUU
This is a messenger RNA of Oryzias latipes (Japanese medaka), 2627 nucleotides long. It is a transcript of the gene zic2a, whose product is annotated as zic family member 2 (odd-paired homolog, Drosophila), a. The record is from RefSeq and is a predicted model, not a curated record. Gene Ontology annotation, biological process: regulation of transcription by RNA polymerase II. Gene Ontology annotation, cellular component: nucleus. Gene Ontology annotation, molecular function: RNA polymerase II cis-regulatory region sequence-specific DNA binding; DNA-binding transcription factor activity, RNA polymerase II-specific. Lineage: Eukaryota; Metazoa; Chordata; Actinopteri; Beloniformes; Adrianichthyidae.